This is a messenger RNA of Closterium sp. Naga37s-1, 648 nucleotides long. The record is from the annotation of a GenBank genome assembly. NCBI's taxonomy places the organism in Eukaryota, Viridiplantae, Streptophyta, Zygnematophyceae, Desmidiales, Closteriaceae.
AUGUCCUUUCUUUGCGCUUUCUCCCCAUGCUUCCCUCUCUCCCCUCUCUUACUCCCCUCACCCCUCCCUGCCCUCUCUCCCCAUACCAUCGUCUCUCCCCUCUUGUACUCCCCUCUCCCAUCCCUGCCAUAUCUGCCCACCCCGUCCCCUCUCCCUCCCUGCCAUAUCUCCCCACCCCGUCCCCUCUCCCAUCCCUGCCAUAUCUCCCCACCCCCGUCCCCUCUCCCAUCCCUGCCAUAUCUCCCCACCCCGUCCCCUCUCCCCUCCCUGCCAUAUCUCCCCACCCCGUCCCCUCUCCCAUCCCUGCCAUAUCUCCUCACCCCGUCCCCUCUCCCCUCCCUGCCAUAUCUCCCCUCCCUGCCCUCUCUCGACCCCAUGCCCUCUCUCCCUCUCUUCCGUCUCUCCCUUCAAUGCCCUCUCGGCCCCAUCUCCCCUCUCUUUGCUCUCUGCCUUGUCCUAUCCCCCCUCUCUGUCCCGUCCAAUCGUUCCUCUAACGCCAUACUUGCCCUAUCAAUCAUCUGUGUACCUGUUCUCCUCACUGUGUUCUCUCCUCUCCCUGCCCUUUCAUCUAUGUCUGCCACUCUCUUCCCCCAGGGAGGGGAUGGGGAGGCGGUUGGAGUGCUGAAGGGCCAUAAUGUGGUAGUUUGA